CUUGUUUCGUUGAUCAAAUCAGAUAAUCCGGAGAUUGUCUAUCCUGCUUUAUCAGAGCGGGUUUCGACAUGCCGACAGCAGACUUGAUAUAAACGACAGUUCCGCCGAAGUUGGGAAAUAUCCUUAUCGCCGCUUCACAAGGGUGCCUACUCUCAUUUAUUCUCUACGUUCACUCACUACUGCUAGUCAGCUUAAUUUCCGUUCUUUUCCUUCUGGCAAGCCUCCAUCAAUUCCAUCUUGCUUUGCACUUAUUAUCCUACACCGAAUCCUCAGAAACCCAUUACCUUCAAAGACCCAAGUCUCAGCAACAUGCGUUACAUCAACGUCCUUCUUCUGACGCUCGCUUCCUCGGUCCUAGCCGGCUCAGAGUACAGUUCUUAUAGCGGAAGCUCUAGUUCAGACUCAUCUGACAAAGGGUCUAUCUCUGGCUAUAGUGGAAGUUCGAGCUCCGAUAAUAGCAAAGGCUCAAGCUCCUACGACAACUCCGACAACUCUGGAUCAUCCGAGAAGGGUUCCAGCUCCUGGGGCUCAGACUCGUCGUCAUACGGCAAAAGUUCCUAUGGAGAUGACAGCAAUUCGAAAUCCAAUAAGACCCACACAACAAAGACUUAUUCGAAAGCGUCUGGGACCUACACUCGCGCCUCAAAAACGCACGAGACUUAUAGUGAAAAGACUCAUGCAUCGAAAGAUAAGAACUCGACUUCCGUUAAGACUAAGUCGUACGAAAUUGGGCACACAUACACCAACACCAAGACCCACAGCUACGAGGUUGGCGGAACGACCAUCAUAUCAAUUCUCAUCAGCACAGAGACUUUUGGCGCCGCGAAUUCGUUUUCAGUUCCUUUCACAAACACUGUCUUUUCAACGGAAACUGCACAGGCGAUCACCACAGCCGCCGCAGUGACAACAACCUUUGCUCCAGCAUCGUUCUCGAGUGUGACCCCUACAAACACCUCAAUACUGCUUCAGCAAGCGAACCAGACUGCGCCUGCUGCCGUCUUUACAGGCGCUGCAAUGUCCUCCGGGCAUCAAUUAUGGACACUUAUAGCCGCGGUGUCGUUCGCGUUGAUUGCAGCCUUCCUAUAGGUAUGAUAAAGCGGUCGAGGAUGUAUAUGUCAUUUGUCUUAAUGGUUUUCGUUUAUAAGGAAGGUUUC
This is a messenger RNA of Mollisia scopiformis, 1154 nucleotides long. RefSeq lists its product as uncharacterized. The transcript has 2 exons. The record is from RefSeq and is a predicted model, not a curated record. Bases 310 to 1086 code for a protein of 258 amino acids. NCBI's taxonomy places the organism in Eukaryota, Fungi, Ascomycota, Leotiomycetes, Helotiales, Mollisiaceae.